Molecule: messenger RNA, 1256 nt
Organism: Prorocentrum cordatum
Lineage: Eukaryota; Dinophyceae; Prorocentrales; Prorocentraceae
Source: the annotation of a GenBank genome assembly
GUAUGUAUGUAUGUAUGUAUGUAUGUAUGUAUGUAUAUGUAUGGCACAACGUAGAUCCUCAGAAAUGCACUGCUGGGGGAUCGCGCUGGCCAGCACCGUGUUUUUGGCAGCUGGGGCUCUUUCGCCUUGCCUCGGCCUGUAUAGAGGCCGCUCUCUCGAACCCCCGGCGAGAAACUGCCCUCGGGGACGGGGCCCAUCGAUGCUCCUCCGGACGCGCGUCAGCACCGGAGCGUAUCUGUUUCCCGGCUCCGCCGACGCCGCGCGGCACCGUGCCGUCCCUUCUUGUGGUGCCUGCGCUGCUUCGGGGGACGCGCGCACGCUGCAGCGCGGACGCGCGCCCCGAGGAGCCGUCGCGUCGAGCAAGGCCUCGGGGCCCCCGGGCUGCAGGAGUCCGGUCCGCCGGAGGCCCGCCCCGAGAUGCCCGUGGCCCGGAGCGUGCUGCGGGCGGUGGCCGUCUCGCGCUUCUUCGACUCCCUCGGGGGCGCCUCCGACGAGGUGAAGAGGCUGGUCUGGGCCUUCCUGCCCGGGCGGCGCGAGGACGACGACGCGCGGCGCGCGCUGGCCGCCGUGCGCCGCGACGGCAUGCAGCUGCUGGGCGCCGCGGCGGGCUUCGCGGGCGACCGCGAGGUCGUGCUCUGCGCGGUGGCCCAGAACGCCCUCGUGCUCGGCUACGCCUCGGAGGCCCUGCGAGGCGACAGGUGCGUGGUGCUGGCGGCGGUGAGGGGCAACGGCCACGCGUUGCAGUACGCCGCCGAGCACCUCCGGGCCGACCGGGAGGUCGUGCUCGCCGCCGUGGGCCAGACUUGCCGCGCCCUGGAGUACGCGGCGGAGCCGCUGAGGACCGACCCGGGCGUGGUGCUCGCGGCCUCGGCGCAGGACGUCCUCGCGCUGCAGUUUGCCUCGGGGGCGCUGCUCGCCGAGCGCUCCUUCGUGCUCGAGGCCGUGGCGGCGAACGGCUGCGCGCUGCGUCACGCCUCCAAGGCCCUGCGCGACGACCGCGGGGUCGUCGCCGCGGCCGUCGCGCAAAACGCCCUGGCGCUCCCUUCGCGUCCCCUCGCUGGCAGGCGGACGCGGACAUGCAGAUGCUGGCCUCCUGCGCGCGGCGGCACGGGCGGACGCGCUGGGACGACCUGCGGUCGCUGCCGGUCCUGGCGAGGCGCCGCGCCAGCGGCGACGCUCCCCGGGUGACAAGAAAAGAUGCCCAGCGAAAAAGCCGCAGCAGGCUGGUGCAGAGGUCUGGGCCUGCCUCGCGAGCG